Messenger RNA from Anguilla rostrata (American eel), 1240 nucleotides. RefSeq names its product transcription factor HES-1-like. Gene Ontology annotation, biological process: regulation of neurogenesis; negative regulation of neuron differentiation; regulation of transcription by RNA polymerase II. Gene Ontology annotation, molecular function: protein dimerization activity; RNA polymerase II cis-regulatory region sequence-specific DNA binding; DNA-binding transcription factor activity, RNA polymerase II-specific. Gene Ontology annotation, cellular component: nucleus. The record is from RefSeq and is a predicted model, not a curated record. The transcript is spliced from 5 exons. The coding region runs from base 62 to 940 and encodes 292 amino acids. Lineage: Eukaryota; Metazoa; Chordata; Actinopteri; Anguilliformes; Anguillidae.
GAAUUCUUCACCGGUUUGCGUGCUGUUUCAAACAGCUGCACUUGAGUAUUGCAGCUACCCGAUGGCAGGUACGUAUAUUUAUGCACCGACCAAAGUAACCCGAUUACCCGCUGUAAAAUCCGACAUCAAAUUCAAACAGAAGAUGCCAGCCGAUAUGAUGGAGAAAAACACCUCCUCGCCAGUUGCUGCAACUCCGGCAAGCAUGAACACGACUCCCGACAAACCCAAGACGGCUUCGGAACACAGAAAGUCGUCUAAACCCAUCAUGGAAAAACGGAGAAGAGCGAGAAUCAACGAAAGCCUCGGUCAGUUGAAAACACUCAUCUUGGACGCGCUGAAAAAAGACAGCUCCAGACACUCAAAGCUGGAAAAAGCGGACAUUCUUGAAAUGACAGUGAAGCACCUCCGAAACCUCCAGAGAGUACAGAUGACUGCUGCCCUCAACACAGAUCCCUCCGUUCUUGGCAAGUACAGAGCGGGAUUCAGCGAGUGUAUGAAUGAAGUCACGCGGUUCCUGUCCACCUGCGAAGGGGUGAACACCGAAGUCAGGACUCGACUCCUUGGUCACUUGGCCAGCUGCAUGUCCCAGAUCAACGCCAUCAACUACUCCACACAGCACCAGCUUGCGGCCGGUCCACCUCAGCCGGCAUUUAACCAGCCCAUGGUCCAGAUACCCGGCGGGUCUCCGCAGCUGAAUGGUGUCUCUUGUAAGGGUGGUUCAGCUGUCGGUUUACCGUCAGAUUCUUCUAAAUUGUACGGCGGGUUCCAGAUUGUGCCUGCUUCGGACGGACAAUUCGCGUUCUUAAUUCCUAACGCUGCCUUCGCAACGAGUGGACCAGUUAUUCCCGUGUACGCCAAUAACGUCAGCACGCCGAUUCCAGCAGCGGUCUCCCCUGGCGCGCCGUCGCUGACCGCUGACUCCGUGUGGAGGCCGUGGUAGAGUGUGGCUCCGCUCUAGAGACUCUGAAAAGAACACUUAUUUUUUUAUUCUCCUAGAACUCAGUGAGAUCUUUUAAAAUUCUAUUUUUUGUAUUGAAUUGAAUGAAAGUGAAGAUGAUGCACUAUAUUUGUAUAUAUAAGGAGAAAGUUCAUAUUGAAAUGCGAUAUGUAUUGCAAGUCUGUGUUUAAAUAGCAUUUUUAUAUUUGAGGUGUCUUUUUUCUCAUGUGAUGCCAAAGAUAUGUUGAAUGCUCUUACAUAUUUCUUCCUUUUGGAAGGCAAAUAAAUUUUAAAAGAAAUAUA